AUGAGCGAACAUAUUUUCCCCCAAAUGGGGGACCCCCAGAACGGGGUACCAGCGGUGGGAAGCAUCGCAGUGGAGACUGCGGACGCUGACGCUGCUUCUAUGGACUCCAACAAUGUGCGACCCCACACAGUAAUGAGCUUUAACAUGGAAAUAAAAAACAGCAUCAAGUACGCCGGAAUCUGCGUCUAUAAUAUGAAUACCAAUGAGUUCUCCCUAUGUGAAUACAUAGAAAAUGAACACUUCACCAUUUUAGAAUCUCUGCUGAUACAGUGCACACCGGCCUGCUUCCUGUAUCUUUCAUGUAACGACAAACUGGACGACAAAAGGAUAAAACUAAUUCUAACCAUGUGUGAAAUAAAACAUCGCGAGUUAGGAAAGACUGAUUUUUACAACACUUGCUCGAUGGAAAAUGAUUUGAGUAAGUUAUUAAAACCAACAGAAGACGUGAAGAAUUGCAUCUCCUUCUUCAAGUUACAAUUGGCUUGCCGCUCAUUCACCAGUAUCGUCAAAUAUAUGAACCUCCUGAAUGAUUACAGUGCAACGAAUAAGUGCCUGCUAACACACUACAACAUAAAUCGGUACCUAAAACUCGACAUGGCAGCCACCAUGGCGCUGAAUGUUCAUGAGGAACAUAUGAUGGCAGACAAGAAGACGAGUUGCAGGAGGGGAAACAACCCCACCCUCUUUACCUUUUUAAACAAAUGCAAAACAAAAAUUGGGGAACGGAAACUUCUGCAGUGGGUUAUGCACCCAAUAAGGGACGAAGUCAAAAUUAACGAGAGAUUAAAUAUGGUUAGCAUAUUAAAAGAAGAUGGGGUCAUGAGGUCCAUGAUACAGUCGGAUUACCUUCGAAAGAUUAGUGACCUUGAUGUUAUAAUUAAAAAGUUAAAAAUUGUUAACGGUAGUGUGGUAGGGAUGAAGGAAGAGGGAGGUGCUCGUAGAAUGGACGGUAGCCGAAUGGAGGGCAGCAGAAUGGGGGCGGGAAAAAUGAAGGCUGGAAAAAAUAUGUGCACUAUAGAAGACUUGGUAAAAAUGUACGACUCGGUCGUGGUUUCAAAACGGAUCUACUACUGCCUAAAUGAAUAUCAAGGAAAAUACAGAAACACGUUGGAGAAAAACUUCCUAACGCCACUCAAGGAGGUUCUCACGAGCCUGGACUCCUUCGUGAAGCUAAUCGAAUUGACCGUAGACUUUGAAGAAUUGUGUAACAACAACUUUUUAAUAUCUCGUAAAUUUGACGAGCAGCUGGAAAGGUUAGCUAGGGAAAAGGAUGAAACGCUAAAAAUAAUAAAAGAACACAGACAGGAGGUGGAAGACGACAUUAGUCAUCUCAAAGGAGUCAGCAAAAAGAACACCGCGAAAGAAGAUAUCAAGUUAGUGGACUGCAAUAUUAACACAUUCCUAUUUAGAGCUGUUAAAAAGGACACGUCCUUAAUUCAGCAAAGAAAAAAAACCUACUUCCAAGUAAGGAUGAAUAAAAGUGAAAUACUUUUUACUACGAAUAAGUUAAAGGAGCUGUGCAAAAGGUAUGAAUACAUAUUACAAGAUUAUAACAAUUCGCAGGAACAGCUAGCUCGUAAGGCCAUCCAAGUAGCUUCAUCCUACUGGGAGCCCACCACAAAAUUGGCAAAACUCAUUGCACAGAUUGACGUACUGAGCUCAUUCGCCUUCAUCAGUGCAUCUAGUUUAUCGGUUUAUGUUAGACCUAUUGUGGAGACUAAUGGGCAGGUGUUACAACUCAUAGAAUCAAGGCACCCCUUAGUGGAGUCCAAUUUUUUAUUAAUGAAUAAUUUCAUCCCAAAUGACGUACACAUGAAUAGGAAGGAUAAACGAUUAAAUAUUAUUACGGGCCCAAAUAUGGGGGGCAAAAGUACCUACAUAAGGCAAAUAGCUCUGAUAUGCUUAAUGGCGCAAAUUGGGUGCUUUGUCCCUUGCACGUAUGCUAAGAUGCCCAUUUUUUCUCAAAUUAUGUGUCGAGUGGGUUCCUCCGAUAUUCAACUUAAAGGCAUAUCGACUUUCUUUUCAGAGAUGAUAGAAAUUUCAGCCAUUAUAAAAAAUGCAGAUGAAAAUACCCUUGUCAUUAUAGACGAAUUGGGAAGAGGUACCUCCACUUAUGAAGGAUUUGGAAUCAGCUGGGCAGUAGCUCAAUACAUUCUGAACAAAAUAAAAUGUUUCUGUUUAUUUGCUACUCACUUUCAUGAAAUGUCUAACUUGGAAGAUGAAUACCAAGGGGCUACUAACAACCAUGUGGGGGCCAAAAUUGAUUCAGAAAAAAAAAAAAUUUCCUUCCUCUACGAAAUUAAGAAAGGAUAUGCUGAUAAGAGCUACGGAGUACAUGUGGCUCAGAUAGCCAAACUACCACAGAACGUUAUCGACAAGGCCUUUGAAAAGUCCAAGGAGUUAGAGUCUGUUGAAAAUAGGCACUACUUUAGAACCAAAAUGACUGGAACUAAUCAGGACGAUGUGCAAAAGACAGACUCGCAAAAUAAAACACACGAUUUGUUGAGCACGAUUUUCUGCGCAACAGACGAGGAGCGGUUCAUUUCGCAAGUCGGGCAGAAUACCACUGCGCUGAAGGAGGUACUUCACGAGAUGUAG
This is a messenger RNA of Plasmodium fragile, 2598 nucleotides long. RefSeq lists its product as uncharacterized. The record is from RefSeq and is a predicted model, not a curated record. The transcript has a single exon. Lineage: Eukaryota; Apicomplexa; Aconoidasida; Haemosporida; Plasmodiidae. Gene Ontology annotation, cellular component: MutSalpha complex; nucleus. Bases 1 to 2598 code for a protein of 865 amino acids. Gene Ontology annotation, biological process: mitotic recombination; mismatch repair. Gene Ontology annotation, molecular function: ATP binding; ATP-dependent DNA damage sensor activity; mismatched DNA binding.